AACGGAAGACUCAGUGCCCCCCCCCCAACGAACGAACGAACGAAAGGAUCCUGGAUAAACCAGGCGAUCCGCAAAGCCCUCCACGGACAUCAAAAGUUGUGCGUGCAAUGAGCCGUGAUUCGAAUGUGGCACGAUUUUAAUUAAAUCGCCAGUUAUUAAAAGAGCUGCAACAAAACACACAAUUUCGAACUGAAUACCGCGCGUGGCACGUUGCACAGCCACAGCCACAGCCACAGAGGCAGCCACAUCCAUAUUCAUAAAGAGCGCGCGCGAAAUUCGUGGCAGUUGUGUCCUUGUCUGGAUUGUUUAUGGAUUCACCUUCUCCUCUAACACGUAGCAGCGGCAUCAACAGCUUUCGCCUCACGACUUGCCGCAUUAACCGGCCACCCGGCCACCCCACAGCAGGACCUUUUCCGGCCCCUCUCCCCAAGGGAGAGCUAAACAAUUUUUAGAUAAGUCCAAGGUCCGAACAGAGACUCCAAAGGGGGAGCACCCGCACCGAGAGGACGACAAGAGGUACAAUGCGUCCAACGCGCAUUCCCCUGCUGCUUUGGCUCUCGGCCUGGACCUGCCUGGGCCCGGCCACAGCCCAUCCGAAUACGCAGCACCACCACCACCAGCCGCUGGUCACCUACUCGAGCAGCUCGACCACAUCCUCCAGCCAAAGGAGCGGCGGCCCGCUGCAGCCCGCCUUUGUGUACGACACGGCCAUGCCCCAGCAGGAGCAGCAGCCGGAGGAGGAGAAGGAGGGGCAAGUGGCGACAUCCAGUGGCCGGCCAGAGACAGCGGCCGUGCCAUCAAAGAAAAUCAUCGGUUCCAGCGUGUCCUCCUCCGUUUCGGUGGUGCUGGACGGCAACGAGCCGCUGUUCACCGACGCCCUGGGGCACAAGGUGCCCAAGCCACAGCCCUCGCUGCAGGUGGCCAGCCCCAUAGACCUGCUCAACCCGGACCGCUACGAGUUCUACACGUUCGACGAGCACGGCGAGCUGGUGAAGCGCCUGAUGACCAUGCAGGAGAUCCAGAGCAUCGUGGCCAACGGCGACGGGGAGGGCCCGUCCAUCAUACACACGGCCCCGCCGCUGAGCGAGCCCAGUCCGGAGAAGAACGUCCAGGACAUUGUGGACAGCGUGCAGAGUGUGCUGAACAAGGAGGUGGCCUCCGGCUCCGGCAAGAACAGUUCCGGCGAGCUGCUGCUGCCCCUGCUGGACACCCCCGACGUGUCCUCCUCGUGGUCGCUCAUCCUGCCGGCCAUUUUCGGGAACACCGGCGGCGAUCUCUUCCUGCAGCAGAGGCCGCAGCAGAUUGUGAUGACGCCCGAGUCGGAGCUGCUGGAGGCCUCCACCCAGGCGGCGCCAUCGCCGUCCACCACGCGUGCCACCAAGAAGCCGAAGCCCGCCAAGCGGAAGGGGGCGGGCAACAAGCGCAAGCCCAGCGCCACCACCAGCACCACCGAGGUGACGCCACAGGUGGUGCAGGAGGAGCUGGACCCCAUGGAGUCGGUGUACACGGGCAUGCAGCAGUACCAGCACGCGGCCGCCAACAUGCCGGACUUUGAUCUGCUGCACAUGCAGCCCAUCUACGAGAAGCUGCCCAGCAGCACGGCCAGGCCGGAGACGACCACCCGGCGGGUGUUCUACAACAACCAGGAGAUCAUCCACACGCCCACCUCGUCGAGCAGCGGCCCCCCAACCACCGAGAAGAUCGCGGUCAAGAAACCAGCGAACGUCCAGAGGAAGCCAUCGCAGCCACAUCGCGUGAAGAAGCCCCCAGCAGAGGCUGGCAGCAGCACCACCACCCAGCCAGGCGGCAGCAAGCAAAAGGUGAAGAAGAAGACAACAACGACAACGACGACGACAACAGCGGCACCUGAAACCACAACCCAGGCAGCGGUUUCGGAGCCAGAAGUGAGCCCAGCCACCACCACCGUCCGUGCGCCGGCCUCGACCACGCCCAAGAAGAAGAAGCGCAAGCCCACACGUGCUCCGGGCACGGGAGCCACCGGAAGCACCACAGGGAGCCCCACCGGGAGCAAGCCAACGAAGCCCAAGCGCAAGCCAACCGCAAAGCCAAAGCCAGGGCCCAUACAGGCGGGGGAGACACCUGCACCACAGCCGGUGGUAACCCAGAAGCCGACAAGGCCCCAGCGGCCCAAGAAGAAGCCCAAGCCGACGACCACGACGACAACGACGACCACUCCAGUGCCGGAAACAACAACAACAACAGCCGCCGAGGCAGAAGUCACGCCUUCAGAGCCAACACCGACACAGCCCCCAGCAGAGAGCACCACCAGCAGCAGCAGCACCACCACCAGCACUACCACUACCACCCCAGAGCCAGAGCCAGAGACGUCCACAACAACGACAACCAGGGCGCCCCUGGUGCACAGCCAGAAGCCGCAUGGAAAGCCCGAGAGCUCCACCAAGAGGCCACCGAACCUGCACCACAAUCGCAUUCACAGCAAGCCCGUCCACACCACUGCGGCCCCGUCGACGGAGGCGGCCCAGACCACCACCACCACCACCCACCAGCCGGCAGUGUAUCCCGUGCCCAGCUACGAGCCAGUUGCAGCCCACAAUCUGUCCGCUCUGUUCGAUGCUUCGCCCCUGAAGAAGACGCCGCUGCCGUCGUUGGCGCAGCUGCAGCAGCAACUGCAGCAGAGCUCGCCCUCGCCGGCGCCACAAUUGUCGCCCGAUCAGAUACUCUCGAUGGAUCAGAUUGUGCAGUCGCUGACGCAGGACCUCUCGGCCGCCGACAAGUCGGAGGGGGAUCUGGACGGAGCGGGCAGCGUGCCGGCUCUGGUGCCAGUGAAAUACGACAGUGCCGAGUCCCAAGAGCAGAUGCAGUCGCUGGCCAACAAGAAGAAGGUGCCAGUGACCAGCAGCACAACAAGCACGACCACAACCACGACUCCUAGAACCACUACCACUGUGGGCACCACCACAAGAGUACCACCGCCCAUCGCCCACUAUGGAGGCAGCACUCUGUCCACCAUGCUCUCGGAGGAAGAGGAGGAGGAGUCAACAGAGUCCACAACGGGAGACAGGGAGACCACCGCCGGCAGCCUGGAGGAGGCUCCCGUGGUGCUGAUCACAGCCCGGCCGCAGUACUUCACCGUGACCCCGCAGCCAGUGCCCCUGAAGCCGGAGAAGGCCAGCGAGGAGGCCAACGAGCCGGAGACCACAGAGCUGCCGGGAGAGACCCAGUUCCUGGUGACCACGCCCAUGGCUGGCCUGGACGAGAUCGAAGCGACCACCGACAAGGCCGCGACCGAGUCCGAGUCUGAGUCCGAGUCCGAUCACGUGGUGAAGUUCGAGCCGCUGUUUGCGGACGUGCCGGAGGCGAUUGUCACCGAGCUGAGCGAGCCCAGCUCCACGAAUGGCUACAGCCAGCAGGCGGAGGAGGAGCAGGUGCCGGAGCAGGAGGGGACCACCACAGAGCAGGCGCUGCGUCUGCCCGUGUCGGAGAGCAGCACUGCCGCCGAGAGCGAUGCGGACAGCACCGAGGUGACGCCCAUGAUAGCCGACCUGGUGCAGCAGCUCAAUCUGGAGAUGCUGAGGCCCACGGACCAAAUAUCGAUGGCCAACUUCCAGACGCAGGCCGCCACGGUGGCCUCCACCCUGGUGGACGGCAGCCACACGCUCGUCUCGGACGGGUUCAUGAGCUCCAACGAGACCAAGGACGAGCUGGACUUCCUCAUGUCCGAUGUCAUACAGCAGAUAACCCAAGGGGCUCCCAACAAGCCGCCGGCCCAGCUCCAGCCCGAGGAGGACUCCCAUCGCCUGACCAACUAUGCCCAGCUGAACGCAUCGUUCCUGCUGAAGCCAAAGCCAGAGCCAGAGCCAGAGUCGGAGAAGCCCCAGGCACCACAGAUCUCCGGCCUGCUAAACAAAGUGGAGCCGGAGGCGUCAACCGUCAAGCAGGAAGCCACUUACCCGAACGACGCCUUUCCAGCAGGCACCGUCCACGUGGAGACGAGCACGCACCGGAUACCCAUCCUGUCGCUGUCCCAAAUUUAUGCACAGCAACAGCAGGACGAGGACGAUGAGCAGCAGCUGUUUGCCAACGAGCGACUGGAGCUGCAGAGCAGCCCGCAAGCGAAGCCAACUCGAGAGCCGGCCAAGCAGGAAACCACAGCCAUACCAGAGACUACGGAGGGUGCCUCCGAAGCCACCACCGAGGAGGCGAGCCGGGAGACCACCGCCAGCGAGGAGUCAACGACCAACGUGGCCGAGAGCCACACGGAGCGCAGCGAAAGUGAAGAGCAAAUGCCCGAGAUGUUGACAAAUGGUUACAACGAGGAAAAUCAAAUGGAGACCAGCUCCAUCGCCAGCUCCAUCGCCAGCACCAUCGCCAGCUCUGGUCCGACCGAGGCAGGAACUGAAUCCAUCUUUGCCACAGAAAAAACUGCCACAGAAGAGCCACCAACGGAUGCCACAACCAGCAGCCCUGUCACGGAAGCAGAGGAGCCGACAACGGCGACGAAUGUUUACCUGGAGGCAGAGGAGGCAGGGGAGGCGGAGGAGCAAACAUCAACAGAGGAAGCACAAACAGCGGAUCUGCCAGCCACCAGUGCAGAGGACAGUGCCACCAAUGCGGCCCAACUCCUGCCCCAAUACACCGUACAGCCCGAGGAGGACCAGUCAGAGCGAGUGGAGGAGGUGGUGGCGGUCACGGAAAUACCCGGAGAUACGUCCGUGGUAUCAUCUGAAUCGGACAUGUCGCUCAGCUCCGAGCAGGUCACGGAAAAAAUCGAAUUGAGCACGGUUAAAUCUCAGCAGCUGGACGACGAGUCAAUGGAGGAAAUAUCCGAUGAGCUGACAGCCACCAUUUCAGAGGAGGAGGCGGAGGCCUCACCAGAGGCAGAGUCAGAGCCAGCGACAGAGGCGGUGACAAGUGCACAGAAAUUGCAGCUAGACGACGAGGAUCCAUAUGUGAAGCUGGGCGAGACGACGGCCAGUGUGGUGAGGCCUUUGCCGCAGCAGGACAAAAGCUCCAUCGAAGGAGCCCCAGCAGCAGAGCCGGAGGAAGACACCUACAGGGUGACGCUGCCGUUGGCCAGCUACGGCAAUGCGCCGCCUGCCGAGCAGCCAGACGAGGAGGAUGAGGAGGACCAAGCAGGCUAUCAGACCUCCACCAAGGCACCCACAACCACCAGCACUACGAGGCGUCUGAACACCUUGAAGCCCGUUUCCUACUACGUCCAGCCCUCGCUGCUGGCGGGCUACAAUCAACUGGACGCCCAGCCGCCCAAGGGUCUGCCCUACAAUGCCCACCCAGGGGAGGGAGGGCCAACCCAGGCCCAGUCCCAAGGCCAGUCCCAGUCGCAGCAGCGACCGAUGCAGAGACCCGCCUCCCUGACCAACCUGAUGGCGAGCUCGAGCCAGGCGACCAGGCCGCCCGUCAAGCUGGAGCCGAGUCCGGAAUCCUCGCAGGGCCUGGAGGCGUCCACGGCGCCCAUGGACGAGGACCUGCGCUCGUUCGCGAGGCUCUGCAACGAGCUGGCCUUCAGCUACUGGAAGGCCAUCACCUCGGAGAAGAUUAGCUCGGCCAGGAGCCUGGUCAUCUCCCCCUUCGCCCUCACCUCCAUGCUGUCGAUGGUCUUCCUGGGUGCGCGCGGCAGCACCUCUGGGGAAAUGAACGAGAUCCUCAAGCUGGACGACAUGGUGACCUUCAAUCCGCAUCUGGUGUUCAAGAACAUCACCGGCUCGGUGGAGCAGGCGACGGACAGCGACAUAGCCACGGCGGCCUUUGUGCGGGAGAUCUUCAGCGAUCGCGCCAACGGCAAGAUCCUGCCCUUCUUCAAGGAGAAGACCCAGCAGCUGUACGCCGGCCACGUGGAGGAGGUCAACUUCCACGUCGUCAACGACAUCGUGCGGCGGCGCACCAACCUGCUCGUGAAGCGCCACACGAUGGGCAAGGUGCUGGAGUACCUGCGCACGAACAGCGUGUGGGUCAACGGCCCGCUGGCCACCAUCUCGGCGAAUCUCUUCCAGACGGACUGCUCGCACGGAUCGACGACCGAGCGGGACGGCGAGAUGUUCUUCCAGGUGCAUCCCACUGUGCGGCAGCGCCGCCUGGUGCCCAUCCCGGCCGUGCUCUAUCGGUCCGGCUUCACCGCCGGCUACGAGCCCAGGCUGGACGCCACCAUAGUGGCGUUCGGACGCAUCCAGGACACGGUGAGCACCAUCUACGUGAUGCCCGGCCAUCAGAGCUCCAUAUCGCCCAUGGACAACCUGGACAGGCUGGAGCGCAGCCUGGUGGACAUGGCCUUCGGGGACGACCAGGCCUGGAGCAGGCUGCUCACCUCGCUGAUGGAUCGCCCCGGCAUGGAGGUGCAGCUGCCACGCUUCUCGCACCGCUCCUUCGUGAACGCCUCGCUGGGCCUGCAGAAGAUGGGCCUGAAGGGUCUGUUCAAGUCGGACUUUGCCGACCUGCGCGGCCUGACCGGGGCCGGCAACAAGGACAUCUUCCUGUCCGACAUGAUCCAGAUCAACACGUUCAGCACCUGCGGCGAGGAGAAGAUCUCCGAGCACCACCACGUCGAGAUGUAUCCGGCGCCGCCGCUGCGCAAGCGCAACAAGGAUGUGGACGCCACCGAGGACGGUGCCGACGACUCCUCGGAGGCGGUCGUCGACUUUGGCUCGCUCGUGCAGGAGUCGGCCCUGGGACGCGGCUUCUACGACGAUCUGCUGGACCCAAAGUAUCUGGAGCUGCCGCUGCCGCUGCGUCCGCGCCAGGCGCGUGUCCCGGACGCGCCCCGGCUCCGCUUCGACAAGCCCUUCCUCUACUUUGUCCGCCACAACCCGACGGGCAUGAUCCUCUUCAUGGGACGCUUCAACCCGCGCCUGCUGCCAUGAGUGCACGCGCCCUAAAGUAAGCCAAAAUAGCGACUAUCGAACUAUCGAACUAUCGAAACAGUUUCGGGAAUGCGAGUUAGUGAAUUUAUAUAUUUUACCUACCGCCUGCCGAGCGCCUACUGGAAUGCCAACAAUUAGGCUAACUUAAUCAUUAAUGCCCCCGCACCCCUCGCCAACCCCCCUCCCCCCUUGCUGUGCCUUAAUCCCGCGUCGUCAGAGGCCAGAGGUCGUCCGGCCCGAUACGUGAUUGAUGUGCAGCAAACGGAUUGCGUUUGCCAUUACCCCGAUUAAUCAGAUUUCCUCAGAUUUUAAAUUCUUUUUAAAUAUUCAAAAUAUACGUAUACACUUUUUUCAUGCCGCUCGAUGGGCAAAUAUGCAAACGCAAUCACGGAAUGCGUCAAUAUUUUGGCAACUGAACAAAUGUAAUUUAGUAAAACAAACCGUACCGCACCACUGCGUAAACUAAAUGUUAUGUAUGCUACUAUCUAAGCCUAAACGAACAAAUUUAAAUAAAUAAAUAUAUUACGAACAAUU
This is a messenger RNA of Drosophila pseudoobscura, 7391 nucleotides long. RefSeq names its product mucin-2. The transcript is spliced from 3 exons. Lineage: Eukaryota; Metazoa; Arthropoda; Insecta; Diptera; Drosophilidae. Gene Ontology annotation, molecular function: serine-type endopeptidase inhibitor activity. The record is from RefSeq and is a predicted model, not a curated record. Bases 522 to 6857 code for a protein of 2111 amino acids.